Molecule: messenger RNA, 390 nt
Organism: Didymosphaeria variabile
Lineage: Eukaryota; Fungi; Ascomycota; Dothideomycetes; Pleosporales; Didymosphaeriaceae
Exons: 2
Coding region: 1-390 (129 amino acids)
Cellular component (GO): membrane
Source: RefSeq, a predicted model, not a curated record
AUGUCAUUCCUCCCAAAAUCAGCCAAGAAUGUCACUCGAGCAGCCGUAGGCGCAAAGGAUUGGGUCAUAAAGAACCCCAAAACAACAGUUGGCGUCGUCGUCGCCCCCGCCGCAGCCGUCGUAGCCACGCCCGUGGUUCUCGGCGCAGUAGGCUUCGGUGCUGGAGGAGUGGCCGCCGGGUCCUUAGCGGCGGGCAUACAAGCAGGCAUCGGAAACGUCGCAGCAGGAAGUGUCUUCGCUGGUCUUACGAGCGCGGGCGCCGGAGGUGCGGCGCUGGCAGUUGUGCAGGGGGUUGCGGGUAGUAGCGCGGCGGCGGUCGCGGGAGGAACGGCAUAUGUUUUCAGAAAAAGUAAGAUCGAGGAUGAGGAUGUGAAGGAACAGGGAAAGUAG